Molecule: messenger RNA, 2319 nt
Organism: Lasiosphaeria miniovina
Lineage: Eukaryota; Fungi; Ascomycota; Sordariomycetes; Sordariales; Lasiosphaeriaceae
Exons: 4
Coding region: 1-2319 (772 amino acids)
Biological process (GO): glucan catabolic process
Molecular function (GO): hydrolase activity, hydrolyzing O-glycosyl compounds
Source: RefSeq, a predicted model, not a curated record
AUGGCUCCGUCUUUCGUUAAGCUAGGCGCGGCCGCCUUGGCCUAUGCUUCCGGCGUCGCUGCCGUCAAGUCAUACCAACUCACCGAGCACUACGACGCUACAAACUUCUUUGACAAGUUUGAGUUUUUUGUGUCUGAUUAUAACAGCGCCGACCCUAUGGCCAUUGACCCAACGCAUGGAUUCGUCGACUACAAAUCCCAGACCGAUGCGUUUGGUUCCGGCCUGAUCUCUGGGCCGGGAGAGGCCAUCUACGUUGGUGUCGACAGCAGCUCGAAUGACGUGAGAGGAAGGGGCAGUGUGAGGCUCGAGAGUCACAGUCGCUACAACUCGGGCCUGAUCAUUGCCCACUUCACCCACUUUCCUGAGCCGGUUUGCGGAGCGUGGCCGGCUUUUUGGAUGUACGGGCCUAACUGGCCAACUAGUGGCGAGCUUGACAUCUACGAGCAGUGGAACUUGUCUCCUACAAAUUCCAUCACAGCUCACACCGACAACCCCAACAACGUUGGAGGCUGCACUAUUGACAAUUCUUUUCAUCCCAACACGCCCGACUGUUGGGUAGAUUCACCCACGCAGUGGCCUAACGAGGGCUGUGCUAUAUCCGAGGCGAACGGUCAAUGGGGAAAAUCAGAUGGUGGCGUGUAUGCUACCGAGUGGACUGACACUGCCUUGAAAGUGUGGAGCUGGCCGGUUGGGAACAUUCCUACUGAUAUUAGCUCGGGAACCCCAAACCCGUCGAGCUGGGGAACGCCUCAUUUCCUCCUAGGCGACGGCGGAUGUAACGUCCAUGAAGCUUUCAAGGAUAUGAGAUUGGUCUUGGACAUCACCUUCUGCGGAGACGCCGCUGGCAACUCGGGGAUUUGGGGCAGCAACCCGCUCGACAGUGACAAAUGCUUCGCUCAGACCGGCUACGGAUGGUGCCCCGACUAUGUCAACUCGCACGCCGCAGCAUACGAUGAUGUGUACUGGGGGAUCGAGGACAUCAAGUAUUAUCAGUUCCAGGAACCUGCACCCCCUGCUAGCUCGUCGGCCCCUGCCAGCUCGUCGGCACCUGCCAGCUCGUCUGCCGCCAGCUCGUCUGCUCCUAUCAGCUCGACAAUUACAAGCUCGACCAUUCCAAGCUCCACUGCCAGUUCGUCAACUUCAACAGACAAUGAUGAGGACUGCUCGGAUGAGCCGGAGUCGUCUACUGUCCCCCCGAGCUCAUCUGCUGCUUCGACCGCGUCGUCUACAACCGACGCGAGCUCGGCCGCUUCUUCAACCCCUGCUUCUUCAGCCGCAUCAUCGAUUGCGUCUAGCACUGCCUCGUCUGCUGCCUCGUCUGCUGCUUCGUCUGCUACCUCGUCUGCUGCUUCGUCUGCUACCUCGUCAGCUGAUCCGGCUGGCGGGUCUAGUGCUCCCGCUUCGUCUACGGCGAGCGUCCCGGCUUCUUCGGGAGUCCCCAGCUCGUCAUUGCCAGCUAGCUCUUCGUCGCCGGCUAGCUCUUCGUCGCCAGCUGGAUCUUCCGGAUCUUCGGGAAUCCCCAGCUCAUCAUUGCCAGCUAGCUCUUCCGGUUCUGCGUCAGCCUCGAGCGCAUCCAGCGGUGCGGACCCAGCCAGCUCAGGCGCGGUGUCUUCCACAGCCGCAGGCUCCUCAGGUAGCCCCGGCUCCGCUUCUGCUUCUGGCUCGUCGUCAGAAAUUUUGGCCACAUCGACCAUCUACUCGACAACUACAUACACGAUCACGUCAUGCGCUGCUACUGUCACGAACUGCCCUAUUGGACAAGUAACGACAGAGGUGAUUGCUGUCACGACGACGGUCUGCCCCGUAACCGCUACAGCAACGGCCUCUGCGACAGCCUUGGCCAGCUCGUCGACCGAGUCAUCACUUCCCGAGGGCUGGACGACUUCGACCAUUUACGCAACCACAACGUACACGAUCACAUCGUGUGCACCCACCGUCACCAACUGCCCUGCCCUCGUUGGGAAGGUGACUACCGAAGUCAUUGCAGUCACGACAACCGUCUGCCCCAUUGCAGACGAGACGGGCAGCGUGACCGUGAGCCCAAGCGUGGUUCCCACCACAUACAUCACGAGCUACACAACACUGCAGCUAGUCCCCACAGUCUCCAAGCCGGCCUCGGUGGCCACUGGUUACUCGAGCUAUUAUCCGGCUGGCAGCAACAGCACUGCGCCGGUGAAGCCUCUUCCCGUGAAGUCUAGCUCGGGUACCGCCGCCGCCGCUGCUCCGACGAGCACGCUGGUGACCGUGAACGGCGGCACCAGAGUCGGAGCCAGUCUGGUGCUCAUGGCCGCCGGAGUUGCGUUGGUGUUCGGAUUGUGA